Messenger RNA from Pediculus humanus corporis (human body louse), 1473 nucleotides. Its product is annotated as protein croquemort, putative. The coding region runs from base 1 to 1473 and encodes 490 amino acids. NCBI's taxonomy places the organism in Eukaryota, Metazoa, Arthropoda, Insecta, Psocodea, Pediculidae. The transcript has 8 exons. Gene Ontology annotation, molecular function: scavenger receptor activity. Gene Ontology annotation, cellular component: cytoplasm; membrane. The record is from RefSeq and is a predicted model, not a curated record.
AUGUGUGGAGAUAAUAUAAGAAUGAAUAGAAAUUAUUUUCUCGCUGGAAUGUUUUCCAUUCUAUUGGGUUUAUUUCUUUUAGUAUUUUGGGAAAACAUACAAGAAAAAAUUGCAUCAGAGAAAUUCAAACUAUCAGAAACUUCUAAAACCUACGAUCCUUGGGUUGAAUCAAGAGUACCAAUUUAUGUUCAAUAUUAUUUUUUUAAUUGGACGAAUCCCACAAAUUUAAAAAAUGCUUCCUACAAACCCCAGUUUGAGGAAGUUGGGCCCUACAAAUUUUGGGAAAAAAUUGAAAAGGUGAACAUAACUUGGAAUAAAAACGGUACCGUAACUUAUAGACGAAUCCGCAGAUGGUACUUUGACAAGAAUGGAUCAAAAGGUAGUCUCAGCGACAAGAUUACCACCAUAAAUGUUAUAGCUCUUAUGGCGGCAAACAUGGUAAAACCUAUGCCAUCGCUAGGUAGAUUAGCCUUAAGUAUGAUGAUAGCUAGCACCCAGAACAUAUUUGUCAAAAAAACAGUUUCUGAAUUUUUAUUCGAGGGAUAUUUUGAUCCUUUACUAACCGCCGGUCGAGGUUGGCCAACGACAUCUUCAAAGGUUCCAUACGACAAGUUUGGAUGGUUUUACAAGAGAAACGGAUCUCAAACUUUCGACGGAGUGUAUACCGUGCAAACAGGUGAAAACGGAAUGGAAUAUUUUGGUUCUGUGACUUUAUGGAAUUAUAAAAAUCAUACUGAAUUUUACGAAGGAAGUUGCGGAGAAGUAAAAGGUUCUGGAGGAGAAUUUUGGCCGUGGAAAAUAAAAAAAAAUACCGACAUAUAUUUGUUUUCACCAGACUUAUGUAGAUACAUACAAUAUAAGUAUUCGCACGAAGUAAGAAUCAGUGAUGUGAACGGAUUUAAAUACGUGGCAGAUUCAAAUUUAUUUGAUAACGGUACAAAUGUGACCGGAAAUGAAUGUUUUUGCAAUGGUCAAUGUCUUCCAUCUGGGGUAUUGAACAUUAGCACGUGCCGGUAUGGAGCUCCUGUUUUUACAUCGUAUCCGCAUUUCUACAGAGCAGACAAGGCAUAUUUAUCUGCCGUAAACGGACUAAAACCGAACAAGAGUAAACAUGAAAAUUACGUAGCCUUGGAACCGACUUACGGGAUACCUCUUGAAAUUGCUGCACGCAUUCAAAUAAAUGUUCUUGUGAAACCAAACCCUUUCAUAGCGCUUCUAGACGGUGUUCAACAAGUAAUAUUUCCUGUUUUUUGGUUAGAUCAAAAAGUUAUAGUUCCCUCAGAAAGACUUGUUGAAAUUCAACUUUUACUCAUAUUACCCAAAGCUAUUUUUGCUGUGUCAAUAACAUUGAUUUUUCUAGGAAUAUUAUCCAUUUUUUUAUUCAGUUGUCGGAAAUCGAGGCAAACCCGAAAGGAAUUGAAUUUGAUCAAGCACAGGUUGACAACAUUGUUUUCGGAAAACCGUUCAAACUAA